Messenger RNA from Nelumbo nucifera (sacred lotus), 523 nucleotides. RefSeq names its product BolA-like family protein. Gene Ontology annotation, cellular component: cytosol; nucleus. The record is from RefSeq and is a predicted model, not a curated record. Gene Ontology annotation, biological process: intracellular iron ion homeostasis; protein maturation. Lineage: Eukaryota; Viridiplantae; Streptophyta; Magnoliopsida; Proteales; Nelumbonaceae. Gene Ontology annotation, molecular function: 2 iron, 2 sulfur cluster binding.
UUCGUUAUCUACGAAUAUUCCGGACCUUUUUAUUUUUGGUGGUGUUCGAGUUUCAGAAACUAGCCUCGGUCACUCGGUUACUUGUUUCUUCUUUAUCGUCAACGGGGAGAUGGGAGUUACCAAGGAGCAGGUUGAAGCUUCUCUGACAUCAAAGAUGAAUCCUUCUCAUCUUGAAAUAAUCGAUACAUCUGGAGGGUGUGGUGCAAGCUUUGCGAUUGAGAUAGUAUCAGAACAAUUUGAAGGGAAGAAGUUGCUGGAGAGGCACCGUAUGAUAAAUUCCGCCCUGGCAGAGGAGAUGCAGCACAUUCACGCACUCUCCAUUAAGAAAGCUCUGACUCCUACGCAAUGGAAACAACAACAGGAGUCGAUUAGCACUCCACCUUCUUCUCAGUAAUUCUCCAGAUAUUCCUCAUACUGUGAUACAUAAAGACAUGUGAAUUCUCCAGGAAAAUGGAACAAGAAUCUAACUUGGUUUCUAAUACUUCAUAUUAAUAAGAUCAUCCCUGAAACCUUGCUAUUAUAA